This is a messenger RNA of Hypoxylon fragiforme, 696 nucleotides long. RefSeq lists its product as uncharacterized. The record is from RefSeq and is a predicted model, not a curated record. The transcript is spliced from 2 exons. Bases 1 to 696 code for a protein of 231 amino acids. NCBI's taxonomy places the organism in Eukaryota, Fungi, Ascomycota, Sordariomycetes, Xylariales, Hypoxylaceae.
AUGACCAACAUCUUUCCACCCCCUCCCUCAACUCAGGGCUACAGCCUUCGAAAGGCCAAUGAAAAUGAUCUUGAUGACAUCACAAAAAUCCACAUCGAAGGAUUCGUGGAAGAACCAAUGGAUAACUACUGCUAUCCAUAUCGGUUUGAUCACACCGAGGACCAUUUUAGGUGGAUGAAGGAAGAGUACCAGUACUACUUGGACAAUCCGGAGAAAUUUGCGUUGCACGUGGCUGAAGCGCCUGAACAACCCGGAGGAGCUGAAGGGGCGCGACCUAAGCCUAUGGCUAUAGCUGUCUGGAACACUAACGUGUUGGCCAAAGCUCCCCCGUUAAAUCGUGGCCUGGACCAGCGGAAGGAUGCCAAUAAGAAGCAUGUUGAAGCGUACGCGAAAGUAUCUGGCAAGAGAUAUCAGCCUCAUGGGUUCUUUUACGAGUGGACUGAGAAGCAGAUCACCCUCUCUGUCCUUACAGUUCUCCCAAAAUUCCGACGCCAAGGAGUUGGUACCAUGAUGACGAGGUGGGGGAUCGAUGCGGUUAAAGAAAAACGUUGGCCCGUGACUGUAUGCGCAAGUCCAAUGGGACGACUACUUUAUGCGCAUCUCAAAUUUGAAGUUAUAGGCAUUGAGGUUAUCCAGGCGGAGGACGAAGAAGAAUCAUUCUCAAGCACAGUCAUGGUGUUGUUUUCGGAGGUCUGA